Molecule: messenger RNA, 2741 nt
Organism: Lates calcarifer (barramundi perch)
Lineage: Eukaryota; Metazoa; Chordata; Actinopteri; Centropomidae
Product: 2-oxoglutarate receptor 1-like
Exons: 4
Coding region: 396-1403 (335 amino acids)
Biological process (GO): G protein-coupled receptor signaling pathway
Cellular component (GO): plasma membrane
Molecular function (GO): G protein-coupled receptor activity
Source: RefSeq, a predicted model, not a curated record
AAAAGUGACAUUGCAGAGACCAUAUCAACAUGUCGAGGGCAACUGACGGAGAAAAGAUGUAUAUUUGUAGGUUCUUUGUACUUUCAGGUAAACAAGGAAGUGGAACUGGGUUAAUAGCAGCAUGACACCAGGAAGUUAGUCCACAUGGCUGACCACGAAGCACACAACAAUGAGCUCUCAAACAAAAAUAUGUUGGAGUUCCCCUGGGAGGGGAAAACUGGAAUGGGAGUGACGAUGGAAUGGACGUAAAAACAGUGAUGAGACGCUGAAGGCUCAGAGUGAGCGCUGAUGAGGACACUGUAACUAAAACUGCUUGCUAACAUGCUUAGCAUUGGCUGAUGGUGAUUUACCAAAGCUGUUCGAAUGAAGGACAAUCAAUCAGUUAAGACUCAGCUAUGAAUAGCAUCCUCUACUACGGAGAAUAUCACAACUGCACCAAUGUGGACCAGCUGAUGCAGCGCUAUUUCCUGUCUGUCUCCUACGCCAUCAUCUUCAUUGUGGGCUUUUUGGGAAAUGUAACCUCCCUCUGUGUUUACCUUACAAAGCUGCAACCCUGGAAGAGCAGCAGCAUCAUCAUGGUCAACCUGGCACUGACUGACCUCCUCUAUGUCCUCAGCAUGCCCUUCCUGGUUUACUACUACAGCAGCGGGAACUCGUGGAUGCUCGGUGACUUCAUGUGCCGCUUUGUGCGCUUUGGGUUUCAUUUCAACCUGUACGGGAGCAUCCUCUUCCUGACGUGUCUCGCAGUUUUCCGCUAUGUGGUGGUGAUGAAUCCUUUGAGGUCAGCACAGGUACAGCAGAAGAUUUGGGGUAUAGCAGCAUGCUCAGCUGUCUGGAUCAUCGCUGCUGCUGAAAUCACUCCUAUGUUGACGAUGAUAACCUUGGAAGAACAUAACAACAAGACCUACUGCUUGGACUUUGCAAGCACCAUACCUGUUGACGUUGUGCGGUGGUAUAGCUUGCUCCUCACUGUGAUCGGAUUUCUACUCCCCCUACUGGUGGUGUCCAUGUGUUACAUUGGUAUAGUAAAACAGUUAGCAAAAGGGCCCUAUACGACCACUCCCUGUCGGAUGCGAGCACGGCGCGUGACCAUACUAAUCCUGGUGGUGUUUAUUGUGUGUUUCCUGCCAUAUCACAUCUUGCGCGUGUUGCGAAUAGAAACUCGGAACAUACAAGAGUCACCAUGCAUGGUGGUGCGUACUGUUCAUGCUGCAUAUAUUAUCUCCAGGCCUCUGGCCGCAUUCAACACGUUUUUUAAUCUGGCUCUGUACACUCUUUCGGGUGAUAAGUUUAGGAGUGCGUUCCUCAGCAUUUUUUACUGGGAUAAUUGGCUGACCAAGGCCAGGUCGCUGCUCCACGUGUCCACCAUCAGCAAGGCAGGCAGUGACAUGCCUGCUGUAUGAGUGAAAACUGUCCAACACCUGCCUUUUCUUUCUUUUAUCUCUCUUGGACUCAUACCAGUGGACAUACGGUAAGCUUACUCCCUCAGACAUGUUGAGAAAGCUUCAUAAAAGCUGCUUAACAGCUGUGGUUUAUUCACUGUGUGUUCCCCAGAGAUAAUAAACCUCCCCUUUAGUUUUGGUUUGUCUUGGGCAAAAACUGUUUACCAACCCCUUAUUAAAUAAGGGGUUAUAAAUGGUAAAAGCUAUAAAAAUUUGCAUGUCAAGUCAGACCUUUGUCCUCACCUUUUCUUUCUUAGACUGGGAGUCUCGUGAGUGUAAUUUACCUGACUAAGAAUACAAUGGAACCUUUUGUUUGGAGCUAAACAAACAGCUCUACUUUGUGAGUGAGUUUGCAUUUCUGAGCUGUGUGUCUGCUGUUAAAAAUAACUGAUGCAAAAAAAAAAAAAAAAAAAAGGUUUGCGGUUUUCAUUUUCAUUUGCAGAUUUACAACAUGCUGCCCGCCCCACCUGUAAAUAUCUCUACAGGGAAUCUGAAGCUGUUUUGUGCCUUAAAAAGAAUUUUUUUUUUGUUUGUUUGUUUUAAAUAAUUAAACUGCACUGGUUUUAGUGCCUGAGCUUCUGCUAUUCCAAACCAUUUUUAUGAUCUCCUUAUUUUUCCUCAAGCCCUACCAUUAACUGCUCUGUAAUCCAUGUCCCCCCCAGGAUGAAUUUUUAAUUACCCAUCUCCUGUUAUCAGUAGGACAAAAAUCAUCCAGAUCUUUCAUUUAUGACCAAAUACCGACAAAAUUAAUGACAUUCCCUUCAGCCCCAGCUUUAUUUUGAUUUUAGUGCUAAUCAGCAUAUGUUAGCAUGCUAACAUGCUAAAUCAAGAUCGUAAAUGUUGUAAACAUCUAACAAAAUGCAACAAUAUAUCUGUCUGAUAUCAGCAUGUUAGCAUUGUCAUUGUGACCUUGUUAGCAUACUGACAUUAAAACCAAACAUUAUGAACACAGAACAACGUCAGAGCCACUUGCAUGGCUCUAGACCUUUCCCUUGCUGUACAUUACACCUCUUAAUAUCUUCACUGUGAAUUUGAAGCUGUUUUGUGCUUUAAAAAGAAUUAAACCAUACACGUAAUAGUUACUGUGCACUUGCAACUUCAAGCUAAAAGAACUUUGUGGAAAACUGUAGCUAGCUAGCUAGCUCAUGCUAAUGCUAGCAUUGGCUUCAUGUUAUUUUGUCUGGUUCAAAAAUCAUAAAUAACAAUAAUCUUGAUUAACAACAUAUGACAUCUUUACGUUUUAAGUCUGUUGUUGAGUUUACUGUCAUGCUGUAAAUUAAAACUUGUGUUUUUAAACAA